CCGACAUGCAAUACUUUGCUCCUUCAUGGGCCUCUGCUUAGUCCUAAUACCAUGGAUCUGAUUAGAUGGAGCCGAGUGGCCCUGUGAACGAGUAGACCUCUUCUCGCACUUUGAACCUCGCUUGAAUCCCCGUUUGUCAUCUCAACGCCUGCUGGGACAAGCCUCCUAUUUCUCCCAUGAGCUGGCUCCCUCUCUUGCCCAAAGUUGCGAAGAACAAGACAAUCCGGACUUUGACCUUGGCGACUCAGAGCGCAAGGCACCCGUUCCACCCAAACCCCGCCGGCUCGGAAAAACUUUGCUCCUGAAUGCGCGAAUUGCACUUGGAGACUCGUCACUAUCACGACACUGGAAAGCUGAAGCACCUGCUCACCACCUUCACACGAGAUCGAGCACCAAAGGUCUGUCGAAAUCCCUCAAUGACCGACUCCAGAGCAAGCCCGGUUGCACGGCCAGAGAGCAGCGAGACGUGGAAAUACAACAACAAGCCGGACACUAAUAGGCCAAGUCAACGUGUGCCUGCUACGGCGGAACUUUUGCACCUUUCAUCCGAGGCCAGCACAGCCAGACCGAACUUUAAGUGAGUGCCUACUACCUGUUUGCUCGUAUCUCCUUUGCCACAGCCAGGCCACCACCGCGCCACCACUGCAUCACCGCCAGCACACCUUGAAGUGCCAGAACCCGCCACCACGCGACACCUCAUGUCCGGUUGGCUUUCACUUCGCGUCGUCGAAAUCUGAUCCCCAGCCCCAUUCUGACUUGUGGCUGCCUAGGUGCGACAGAGGUGCCCGCCAGUCGCGGCCUGGAUGCACUGAGCGGCAACGACACCCUCUGAUUUUUGGUCAAAUACCUCUGCAUCAUGCACCACCGCCAUCCUCUGGGAAACAGGAAUCGCACUACUAUCUCAAUAGAUCGUGCUUGAAUGACCCAAAUCGAUCCCUCAUGGUAUCUACCCCGGAGUCCACGCGGCCUUGCAAACGUCCCGCUCAGGAGCAGGACUUGCGGCCCAAUACCAAGGUCCGGCAUCAAGAAGAUCGGACAAGUUCCGCAUCUCCAUGUCCAGGGCUUCAUGAGCAAGCUUUCUCUCAUGCCGCCUCGCCUGCUGUCGGCUCCGUUCAAACACGGUCACUGUCCGCUGGUCAACACUCAGCGCAAAGAACGUCGUUCUCGUCACCAAAAGAAGCCGCGUCGCAGCCGGUUAAUCUGCCUGCCGGUCAACCACUUUCUAGCCAACUACUACAGCGUCGUGAUGCAGAGCACAAAUCCGAAUGGCUCCCUGCCGAAAUCUCCAGCUAUGACAAAUCUGCCAAUCAAGGGCUCAAGCUAUUACAGGGUCGUGAUGCAGAGCCCAAAUCCUCAAACGAAUGGUUCCCUACCAAAAUCCCCAGCUAUGACAAGGCUGCCAAUCAAGGGCUCAAGCUGGUGUUGCAACCGGAGAUCCGACCUGUUACAGUGGAACAGCUGGUGAAUGAGAUCAAAGCUAUCUAUGCCGGACUCGUCCUGGUGGAGAAGAAAUGUGUCGAGGUCUGCCAUGACCAGUUCCAGUCUACUGCCAAUUUGUCGCCCGAACAGUGGCAAGCGUUGAUCGCGUUGCAUAGAACGCUCCUCCAAGAGCAUUUGGACUUCUUUCAGGCAACACAGCAUCCUGCCGCUUCGCCAGCCUUACGCCGGUUACCCACAAAAUAUGCCAUGCCUGCGCGGAUGUGGAGGCACGGCAUCCAUUCGUUCCUCGAACUGCUCCGUCAUCGCUUGCCGCAUUCCCUGGAGUUUAUGUUGAGUUUUGUUUACCUGGCAUAUCAGAUGAUGGGGCUGCUCCUGGAAUACGUGCCUGCUUUUCAUGAGACCUGGAUUGAAUGCUUGGGAGACCUAGCUCGCUACAGGAUGGCUAUUGAAGAGACCGACAUGCGUGAUCGGGAAAUCUGGGCUAAUGUUGCUCGUAUGUGGUACCAUCGUGCUGCUGAUCGUUCACCCACAACGGGGAGGAUACAGCACCACCUGGCCGUGUUAGCGCGACCUAACGUUAUUCGGCAACUCUUCUACUACUCAAAAGCUCUUACCAGUGGAAUACCUUUUGUCAACACGCGAGACUCGAUUAUGCUACUGUUUACCCCGUUCCUGGAUAAGUCUGAGGCGACCCUUCAAAAGUACGCAACGAUUGAAAGGUCCUUUGUCACUGCUGGCGGUGUCCUGUUUACGCGAGGUUCCAUCCACGAAUAUUGUGUACAGAUGAGACAAUUCAUUUCCGAGCUUGAUGGCCAUAUCUCCCGGUCCGGAUCCACCUGGAAGAUGCAGGGCUCAGAGGUGGCGUUGACUAUGACUGCGUGGCUGUUCGAUUUUGGCGCAGAAGAUAACUUCCUCUGGACUGCUUUCUGUUCCCACAUGGACAAACUCAAGGGGAGACCGCCGGAAAAGCAAGUCGAUACCGGUACAGGCCCGCAGCUGGUCGCGGAUCCACAGAUGAAGGAGGACAUCCACCGGAAGUUCUGGAAAAGUGGCCCACUUAAUGCGACCGAUUUCCGUCAGGCUCUUGUUCCCGCGAGUGAAGGAUCUGCUACCAAGUUCACCACCUCGGAUGAGGUAACAGCACAAGUUCUCCCAUUCUGGUCAGCGUCGGUCUCCGUAGUAGCUUCGAAGCUUGGCGAUCGGAAUAUACUGCCAUUCAUGCACCUUGCGUUGGCGUUCCUUUGGAGCCUAUCAUAUGUGCCAGGAGCGCUGGUGUAUAUAGAAAGUUUCGUGCCCUGGACUAAACUCGUGCUCUGUCUGAACACUUUGGGCCGCUCGGGCGUCGUGGAUGGUCGAUUCGAGGCCAACGACUUCCCUCAUCAUCAAUCUGGCACAGGCCGCCAACUGCCCGAGGACUUUCUCAUUCGGGGAUUCGAAUGGUCUUACUACUAUUUCCCAUCGGACUUUUUCGAGGGCGACGUAGUCGAUGAGGACGAACGUACGCUGGAGCUUCCCAGUCAUGCUGCUCCACGAGCUGAACGAUGUCUUUGGCUUGGUGUGCGGCUUGCACAGUUGAAUCGUUAUCUGGAAUACGACAUCAAGACGAAACAAUUCUCCUGCACUGAUUUCGCCUUGUCCUUGGAGGACUCCGUUUCUAUGGACUCUGUCCGUCGCCAGACGUUUUCCGGGGCGGGCAGCGGUGGCCCAAUGAUGGACAUGGCCUGAAGGAAGCUUGUUUAUCUGCCACUGGGCCAUUGCUACAACUUCGGCAAUUGUCUGACGACGGACUGCAUCUUGCAAUCUCCGACACCCUUAUUUGACUGAGCGGUGUCAAGGUAGGCACGAACCUGGACCCGUGGAUUGCAAGGACAAGAACGGUCAACAGACACGAUUGGAGCGACAUAUGCUCGCACUAUUAUCGUUUUGCGAUGCUCAUUUCGCAAUAGGAAGAUCUCAAAAUCGUCAGGCUUGCCUUCGGGCCGCCCACAUUGGCAUCGACAAUGCAGAGCAUGUCCUCUUCCAGCAGUUGACCGGCCUGACCUGGGGCGGAUAUGGAGGCUUUCCUAUCCAGUCCGAUAUGGCAGAGCCCUGAAUGGAUUACUGGGCCCUUAUGUCGCAGCAAACAUUGCUCCCACCUGGUGGGGUAUCACUUGUCCCCACUGUGCUUUGGACACGAACAUGAUUACGUUGAUGCUAUGCUGUGUACAGCAACCUCUGACACUAGUACAUAAGUCUACCAGUGGUCUCUGCUGCGGUUGGUUGGAGUUUGGCGAGAGUGAUUUCGGUUGCAAAGACGCCGGUGGGUUUCUGCUCUUGCUGCUCUUGCUGCACCUGGUAACCUGGUUAUUGUGUACCUAAAAGCACAUAGAUUACAUACAUAGCCACAGUAAUGUAAUACGAGCGACUUGACAUUGCUA
This is a messenger RNA of Exophiala dermatitidis NIH/UT8656, 3857 nucleotides long. RefSeq lists its product as uncharacterized. Gene Ontology annotation, biological process: nuclear-transcribed mRNA catabolic process, nonsense-mediated decay. Gene Ontology annotation, molecular function: protein binding; telomerase RNA binding; telomeric repeat DNA binding. Gene Ontology annotation, cellular component: telomerase holoenzyme complex. The coding region runs from base 940 to 3165 and encodes 741 amino acids. The record is from RefSeq and is a predicted model, not a curated record. NCBI's taxonomy places the organism in Eukaryota, Fungi, Ascomycota, Eurotiomycetes, Chaetothyriales, Herpotrichiellaceae. The transcript has 3 exons.